Molecule: messenger RNA, 8043 nt
Organism: Etheostoma cragini (Arkansas darter)
Lineage: Eukaryota; Metazoa; Chordata; Actinopteri; Perciformes; Percidae
Gene: atp2b2
Product: ATPase plasma membrane Ca2+ transporting 2
Exons: 23
Coding region: 662-4525 (1287 amino acids)
Biological process (GO): calcium ion transmembrane transport; regulation of cytosolic calcium ion concentration
Cellular component (GO): intracellular membrane-bounded organelle; postsynaptic density membrane
Molecular function (GO): ATP binding; P-type calcium transporter activity; ATP hydrolysis activity
Source: RefSeq, a predicted model, not a curated record
CGCAACGCUCAUCCUUAUGCUCUCUUUCUGUCUCUCUCUCACUUUCUGUCCUCUUUGAAUUCCUCUCUUUCUCUCUCUCUCUCUCUCUCUCUCUUUCUCUCUCUUUCCUUCUCUCCCUCUCUGUAGCAGUGAUGGGGAAGACCACCAUGUAGAAACAGAGAGGCAGCGGAGGCAACAGCAGAAUAGCAGCAAUGGGAAGCCACACAUGGAGAGGGUCUGGACUGCAGCCGUGGUGAGCCUGAGACCUACAGGACUUGCAACCAUCUUUGCCCUUCUAAGGACCUGACCACUGGGGCUGUCCAGCGCUCACCUGGAUGCUCCCCACUUGUGUUUCUACAUCCCCUCCUCUCCUUGUUCUCUGCUGCUCUUUCUUCUCUUCUUCUGUUUCUUCACUUUAAUGGUUUUUGGUCUGCUGACAUCUGACAGUGUCUCUUGAAACAGAAGCUGUUCAUCGAUUGAACCCCCUCGGAUUUUUCCACCCUUUUUAAUCUCUCUAUCUGCCUACUUUAUCUAGUGGCAUUCUUUUUCUUUUUUCCUGCUUGAUACCCAUUUGGAUUUUUUUGGAUGAGACUGACCCCGUCAGUCGCUUGGGUGUGCAAGCUUUUGAUUGAUCUAUAAGCAAUAACAAACACUAAUCUAACUGACUUGACUAACCAACAUCAUGGGGGACAUGUCGAACAGCGAUUUUUAUGCCAAGAACCAAAGAAACGAGGACAACCAUGCGGCAGGCUUCGGCUGCUCCGUCAUGGAGCUGCGCUCCUUGAUGGAGCUGCGUGGCACAGAGGCAGUGGUCAAGCUCCAGGAGGACUACACAGGCGUAGAGGGACUGUGCAAACGACUGAAAACCUCACCCACAGAAGGUCUUGCAGGUGCCCAAACUGACCUGGACAAGAGAAGAGAAAUAUAUGGUAAAAACCUGAUACCUCCAAAGAAGCCAAAAACCUUCCUGCAGCUGGUAUGGGAGGCCCUGCAGGACGUCACCCUCAUCAUCCUGGAGAUAGCUGCCCUGAUCUCCCUGGGACUCUCCUUCUACCACCCUCCCGGAGAGAGCGGCGGAGAGUCCUGUGCCACGGGGAAAGGUGGGGUGGAGGACGAGGGCGAGGCGGAUGCCGGCUGGAUCGAGGGCGCAGCUAUCCUGUUGUCUGUGGUGUGUGUGGUGCUGGUGACGGCCUUUAACGACUGGUCGAAGGAGAAGCAGUUCCGUGGGCUGCAGAGCCGCAUCGAGCAGGAGCAGAAAUUCCAGGUGGUCCGCGGUAGCCAGGUCAUACAGUUGCCUGUGUCGGACAUAGUGGUGGGGGAUAUUGCACAGAUCAAAUACGGCGAUUUGCUUCCCGCUGAUGGAGUGUUGAUCCAGGGCAAUGAUCUGAAGAUUGAUGAGUCAUCACUGACUGGAGAGUCUGACCACGUCAAAAAGUGUGCAGACAUGGACCCCAUGCUGUUGUCUGGCACACAUGUGAUGGAGGGGUCAGGGCGCAUGGUGGUGACUGCUGUUGGUGUCAACUCUCAGACUGGAAUCAUCUUCACCCUGCUGGGGGCUGGCACAGAGGAAGAAGAGAAAAUAGAAAAGAAAGGAGGGGCAGUGGAAGACGGACACCAGAAUGCAGACUCCCAUCCCCCUAUCCACCCCAUCGCAACUAUAGCCACGGAUGGGGCUGCAGGCUGCAAUGCCCCUGGCAUUGCCAGCCUUAAUAAUGGUAAAAUGCAAGAUGGCAAUAUGGAGAGCAACCAGAUUAAAGUAAAGAAGCAGGAUGGAGCAGCUGCCAUGGAGAUGCAGCCUUUAAAGAGUGCUGAAGGUGGAGAGUCUGAUGAGAAAGAGAAGAAGAAAAGGGUGCACGGUUCUAAGAAAGAGAAAUCUGUGCUCCAAGGGAAGCUGACCAAGCUUGCUGUCCAGAUUGGCAAAGCAGGUUUGCUCAUGUCAGCCAUCACAGUCAUCAUCCUGGUCCUGUACUUUGCAAUUGACAACUUUGUGUUGCAAAAGCAGCCUUGGAUGCCAGAGUGCACUCCCAUCUACGUCCAGUACUUUGUCAAGUUCUUCAUCAUCGGUGUGACUGUGUUGGUGGUGGCCGUGCCGGAGGGGCUGCCGCUGGCUGUCACCAUCUCCUUGGCCUAUUCUGUUAAGAAAAUGAUGAAAGACAACAACCUGGUGCGCCACCUGGAUGCAUGUGAAACGAUGGGAAAUGCUACAGCCAUCUGCUCUGACAAGACAGGCACGCUAACCACUAACCGCAUGACGGCUGUGCAGUGUUACAUGGGAGAUGUGCACUACAGAGAAAUCCCAGAUCCUGGAGCUCUGUCACCCAAAUUACUGGACUUAUUGGUCAAUUCCAUCUCCUUAAACAGCGCGUAUACCACCAAGAUUCUGCCCCCAGAUAAGGAAGGCGGUCUGCCGAAGCAGGUGGGCAACAAGACAGAGUGCGGCCUGCUGGGAUUGGUCUUGGACCUGAAGCGGGAUUACCAGCCAAUAAGAAACCAAAUCCCAGAAGAGAAGCUUUACAAAGUCUACACUUUCAACUCUUCCAGGAAGUCCAUGAGCACUGUCAUCAAAUUGUCUGAUGGGAACUUCCGAAUGUACAGCAAGGGAGCCUCUGAGAUCGUCCUCAAAAAAUGCAACCAUAUCCUGAAUGAGGUGGGUGAGCCAAGGGUUUUCCGUCCACGGGACAAGGACGAGAUGGUGAAGAAGGUAAUCGAGCCCAUGGCGUGUGAAGGCCUGAGGACUAUCUGCGUGGCGUACCGUGACUUCUCUGGUGAUCCCGAGCCCAACUGGGACGAUGAGACCAGUAUCCUUAACAACCUCACAGCCAUCUGUGUUGUUGGGAUAGAGGAUCCUGUCAGGCCAGAGGUGCCCGAUGCUAUAUUGAAGUGCCAGCGUGCAGGCAUCACAGUGCGCAUGGUGACAGGAGACAACAUAAACACAGCCAGGGCCAUAGCCAUUAAGUGUGGUAUCAUCCACCCCGGAGAGGACUUCCUCUGCAUCGAUGGCAAAGAGUUCAACCGGAGGAUCCGCAACGAGAAAGGGGAGGUGGAGCAGGAGCGCAUGGACAAGGUUUGGCCUAAACUCCGAGUUCUGGCCAGAUCUUCCCCAACCGAUAAACACACACUCGUCAAAGGCAUCAUUGACAGUACUAUAGCAGACCAGAGGCAGGUUGUGGCUGUGACAGGCGAUGGUACCAAUGACGGACCUGCACUUAAGAAAGCUGAUGUUGGCUUUGCCAUGGGUAUUGCUGGUACAGAUGUGGCCAAGGAGGCAUCAGAUAUCAUUCUGACUGAUGACAACUUCAGCAGCAUUGUUAAAGCAGUAAUGUGGGGCCGGAACGUCUACGACAGCAUCUCCAAGUUUCUUCAGUUCCAGCUUACUGUCAAUGUUGUGGCUGUCAUAGUGGCUUUCACUGGCGCCUGCAUCACACAGGACUCUCCCCUGAAGGCCGUGCAGAUGUUGUGGGUAAACCUCAUUAUGGAUACGUUUGCAUCUCUUGCCCUGGCGACAGAGCCUCCCACAGAGUCUCUGCUAAUGAGGAAACCAUACGGUCGCAACAAGCCUCUCAUCUCCAGCACCAUGACAAAGAAUAUCCUGGGACAUGGAGUCUUUCAGCUCAUCAUCAUCUUCACACUUCUCUUUGUUGGUGAGAAGAUCUUUGACAUUGACAGCGGCCGUGAUGCUCCUCUCAAUUCUCCUCCAUCUGAGCACUACACCAUUAUCUUCAACACCUUCGUCAUGAUGCAGCUCUUCAACGAGAUAAAUGCCCGUAAAAUCCAUGGAGAGAGGAACGUUUUUGACGGAAUCUUCAGGAACCCCAUCUUCUGCAGUAUAGUUUUUGGCACCUUUGCUAUGCAGAUUGUGAUUGUGCAGUUUGGAGGGAAGCCAUUCAGCUGUCAACCUCUGAACCUGGAAAAGUGGAUGUGGUGUGUUUUUCUCGGGCUGGGAGAGCUUGUCUGGGGACAGGUGAUAGCUACCAUACCCAAUAGCAGGUUGCGUUUCCUGCGGAGGGCAGGCCAGUUAACUCGGAAAGAUGAGUUACCAGAGGAGGACGCAAAUGAAGACAAUGAGGAGAUUGACCAUGCAGAGAGGGAGCUGAGGAGAGGACAGAUCCUCUGGUUUAGAGGACUCAACCGCAUUCAGACUCAGAUUGAUGUAGUGAACACCUUCAAGAGUGGCACCUCCUUUCAGGGGGCGGGGGCUCUGAGACGCCAAUCAUCCACCACCAGCCAGACCCAGGAUAUCCGUGUUGUGAAUGCAUUCCGUAGCUCCCUCUAUGAAGGCCUGGAGAAACCGGACCCCCGAUCAUCCAUCCACAACUUCAUGACACACCCCGAGUUUAGGAUAGAAGACUCCACGCCCAACAUUCCCCUCAUUGACGACACAGACGAUGAUUCUGCUCGGAGGAGGAAGUACUCGAGCCAGCCUUCAUCCCCCAACAAGAAUAACAACGCCAUCGACAGUGGCAUCAAUCUCACCAUCGACACCAGUAGAUCAGCCGCCUCCUCCAGCCCUGCCAGCCCUCUUCACAGCUUGGAGACCAGCCUCUAACCCUGAUCCUAACCUGAGCUCUAACCUGUAUGUCGUUUUCUUGCAGUCUGGAGGGACCUUCCCUAAUUCCUCCGGACAUUUAACUGCAACCUUACACCUUGUCAAACCCCAACAUUUCAACCAGUCCAGCUGAAUCCUCAACUUCACCCCCCCCCCAACACCCCUACCUCUAACCCCACCCCCCACAAACCACAUUUACUUACCUACACAGGACACAACAUUUCCCCGCUUAACCUUGAGCUGUUUAGGCUCUACUCUCCUCUUGAAAUGGAGAAAGUCUAAAGUAAUAUGGCAAGGUGAAAAGAAAAACAAACUCAUCAUACGAUCAAAAACGCGCAAAACAAAGCCACAAAACCUACACAGCCAUCCUGCUUUUGUGGUUCUAUGUGGCAGCAGUGGUGGUGGGUUAGACUAUAUUCGUGUGAGCAUGUACUGUGUAAGAGUGCCACUGACUGCACAUAUGUACUGUCUGAACGGCGUCUUUAGUGGCACCGGGAGGAGGACGAGGAGGAGGGAGACACUGCUGAGGAGUGAAAAUCACAAAACAGGACAGACUCUAAACUCCCCCUGCACUUCCUCUCCUUAACAACAAAAUUGUCAAUACUGAUAAUAGUUUAAAUUAAAUUAUAAAAACAUUGUUAUUAUUAUGAUUCUCAUUAUUAUUAUUGUUAUUAUUAUUGUUGCUCCUGCAUGAAUGUACAUUACCCAAGUUUUAUUUAAAAGGCUUUUAAUUUUGUUUCGUUCUGAUGGGCUAGGUCUUCUGACUACUAUUUUAAAGACGGCUUCUCUGAAUUCCUGGCCUGCAAAGUUCCCUCUUCUGUGUGGCAUGAACAUGUACCCGACUGUAAAAAUUUAUUUCAUCCAUAACAGAAUUGUGUAAUGAGGUGGUAGGGCUCAACUUGCACAGUAGUUUUGCACCUGUCGGAAAAGAGGAACGCAAAAUAAUAAUGAUGAUGAUAGCAUUUAUGGGAUAUAUUCUAUAAAUAGAAAUACAUAUAAAUAUAUUUAGAGAGAGUUUAUCUUUGUUUGUUGGCAUGUUGCCUUGUUCCUGCUUCAAUGGCUCAAAAUACUUUGACUUAUUUAUGUCUUAAAGAGAAUGUAAUUUGUUUACAACCUCGUAGAGAUAAACUUCCUGGUUUCUAGAAGGAGAGAGGCUAAGUUGAAGCUCAGAAGGACAAGAGCUGGGUUGGUGAGUUAUUACUGAAAAACCAUGUGCUGGAUUUUGCCUGCUAUCUUUUCAAAUAUUGUAGAUAUUUAGAGGAUUAACCAACAAAAAGAAACCAAAAUAUAAUGGGAUAUGUAGUAAAUGUGGAAUCUUAGUAUUACUCUAUAUGAUUGUUGGGAUCAAGUAGGAGUGGCUUGACUUUUCUAAACAGAGGCCUCCUUGUUGUGACAGAGGGGGAAUAUUUAAUUUUUUUUCUUCCACUUCUCUCUUUUUUAUUGUGUUCCGUUAUGUUUUUUCUGUGCUUCAGCACUGGCCUGGGGUCAGGGCUCGAGUCAAAGGCUGAUAUCAGGACCUUUACAGUGAACUGUCUUCUAGAUCUGCUUGUUCAAAGGACUUGAUGAUUUAAAAACAUGUGUGACCAUCAAAAAAGAAUGCAUCUGAGUCAUAUUAGAAAUCUGUUAUAUUUGGCUUAUCUGUGCUGCAUGGAAAUCAGACUUUUGUUUUUGUUCAAAUGUUUCAAUAUAUUGUAUGGUUUAUUUUUUAAAUUUCAUUUCUAUUUAUUUUUGGUUUAAAGGAUUUCCGUUUCCUCUGGCAGAGUGACACACGCAGCCCCGCAAAGCUGUUGGCAUUUUUAACAUCUAAAAAAAAAAAAAAGGAAAACCGACAAAAAAAAAAGACAAAUUACAACAAACAUGGAAUGUUGCUUUGACUCUUUUUCUAUGUAUAAAAAAUAAGAUCCUUUUCUGCACUAUCUGGUUAUGAAUGAAAAUUUCUGUGGUGUAAUUCUAGAUGUGCUUUGUGUGUUUUAACCAAGCUUGUCUUCCUGCCGUCACAGAAUAUACAGUAACCUAGCAUCUCAACUGUACUCACUAGUUGUAACUUUAUUGUGCUUUGACCAAUCAGACAUUACCAGAGAAAAGUUACAGACUGCAGGCACAUUUACCCAGUCUUAUUGCACUCAGAAGGACAAGGCCACUUAACUAGCCUGUACUAUUGUUAUUUCUAUUACUAACUGAAGUCAUUGGCAAGCAUGACGUGAGGGGCUUAUUAUACAACUUUAAAAAAUUUACGAUUUUUCUACUUUACACAAUACACUCCUCCUAUACACUACUACUACGUAUAUACAAUGACUUAUCCAAGCAGCUCUUUUUUCUUUUUUCUAUCCUCCUCUGUCAUUUCCCAGUCGAUCUGUCCAUCUGGAGAGGGUGCAUAAUAUUACCAGUCAGCUCAGGCGUGUUGAAAAAGUAACAUGAAUCAUUUCAUUUGAAUAAAAUCUUAUUUAAGUUGGGAAAAUACUGUCUGGAUAAUGAUAUUCUGCUUAGAAGCUGUUGAUUUAUUUAGUUUCCUUUCAAUGUUUUAACUUGACAAUUUAUUUGUUUAUUUGUCUGUAAGAAAUUAAAAACAAUAAACAAAAAAACAGUAUUUUAAAUAAAAAAAGACUUACUGUAAGCCAACAUUUUCCAAACACUUUUACAUCCAGGAGGACAUUCAGCUUUAAGAGGAUGCAACGACAACAAGUUUGGAAAUAAUCUUUGUAAAUACAGCAAUGAGUCUCCUGAGGUCAGAAACUCCAUGCGGACUGGUGUGAAAACAGGAACUCUUCCUGACUACGUCUACCAUCAUGCACCACAACGAGUCAUACUGCAGAUACAGCUGUUUGGCUGUAUGUAAUCAAUCAAUCGCUGCUCCUGUCAGAAACACUUCAAAAUAUCAUGAUUACAUCCAAAUGACACAUGUUGUAACAACCAAUAACUAUGUUAAUGAUGAACCAACGAUAAUGAUGAUUAUGAUGAUAUCAAUGAUACUUCUUGCAAUAUACUCUCACCUGCCUCGAUGUACUGUAUUUAGCCGCAUGCAGUUUGUGGAACAAAGAAAAAGAGAAAUGCCAACAGAUAAGUUUUUGGCAUACUUAGCCAUUUAUGGGUAAGUGAUUUAAAUGUUCAUCUUGUUUUUAUGAUAUUUUUUUUUAUCUAUACAAUAAUUGUAAAUAGAGAACUUAUUGUCUUUGUUCAUUUAAUACUAUGCAAAAAGUCAUGCUUUUCUGAUUGAUACCCACCCUUAAUCCUAGAGUGUGUUGCUGGAAUGUUUGUAGUCUCAAAAGUCAGUAAAAACAAUCUGAUGUAAAUUAUUUUCUAGCUUGAGGAAAAAAGUUAAAUGAUGAUGGAAAUUAUUAUUAUUAUUAUGAUACCAUGACGAGGAUAAUAAUAAUGGUGAUGACAGUGGUGGUGGUGAUGAUGAUGAUGAUAAUAAUAAUGAUGAUGAUGAUGAUGAACUGUGACUCUUGCUGCUUGACUGUCCCAUUUACCACACUCCUGACAGGAGCGCAAGUGAAAAACAAUAAAAAAUGAAAAAU